This is a messenger RNA of Coprinopsis cinerea okayama7#130, 552 nucleotides long. RefSeq lists its product as hypothetical. Bases 1 to 552 code for a protein of 183 amino acids. The record is from RefSeq and is a predicted model, not a curated record. The transcript is spliced from 4 exons. Lineage: Eukaryota; Fungi; Basidiomycota; Agaricomycetes; Agaricales; Psathyrellaceae.
AUGACGAUGGGGGACCUUAGAGGUCUUCCCCCUAUUUUCCGAGUCAACGGUGGUCGAUGUGAUCCGUGCUUCCGCCGGAGAUCGGAUUUGGGCCUGUCUUCGACUGACGGAAAAUAUUUGGCGGGCGAGUACUUGGUGCUGUGUAGGCGCCUCCCGACCAAGUCCUUCUGGCUCAAUCAUUACAGUAUCCGCGCUUCGCCAUUGAUCGUCACAGUGAUUGUGGGUUCCCGAGUCAAAGAUAUGUCGAUGCGGAGGGACAUGCUGCCAUGCUGCAUCUGCACAUUCAGAGGUUCUGAAUCUAUCAUCCGAUGGCACGCAAAGGCUGUCACCUUCGACAUACUUCUCUUCUUCUCUUAUCUCAAGGCGGCCAUCUUCAUAAUCGCCGAAUCCCAAUGGGUUGUGGGACCACGAGUUCCCGAGCCAAACAUUGGAGCAAGAAGUAUUGCUGUGAAUCCAACGGUCAGAUUUGUCCCAAAGUUGGUGCACCCCGGCGACUGCGUGCACUUUUUCGAAGCAAAUAUCUGGAGAAAACGACCCGCGUGUCGCUUCUGA